This is a messenger RNA of Equus caballus (horse), 2296 nucleotides long. It is a transcript of the gene MANSC1, whose product is annotated as MANSC domain containing 1. The record is from RefSeq and is a predicted model, not a curated record. NCBI's taxonomy places the organism in Eukaryota, Metazoa, Chordata, Mammalia, Perissodactyla, Equidae.
CGCGGCGGAGCUGCGGAGUAUCCCCUGCCGCCCUCGCCGAGACCCUGGCCCGGAUUCGCCGCUCCUGGCCCGCCACUGCGUUGGAACUGUCCCCGCCCGGGGAGGGCAACCGGGACCCCCGGGGUCCUUUCGCCGCCAGAGAGAAAUUCCAUCAUCUGUGCAAUCUUCUUGAGGCAAACUAAGACCAGAGGGAGGUUUAUCCUUGACCUUUGAAGGCUGACUACGCUGGAAUUUAAAAUGUUCUUCAGAAAAGAAUGGAGCUCAACUUACACUUUUGUAAUAAUUUGUUUCUUGACACUGAGGCUGGCCGCCAGUCAGAAUUGCUCCACCAAGAGUCUAGAAGAUGUUGUCAUUGACAUCAAGUCAUCUCUUUCUAAGGGAAUCAGAGGCAAUGAGCCCAUAUACACAUUAACUCAGGAAGACUGCAUUAAUUCUUGCUGUUCAACGAAAAGCAUAUCAGGGGACAAGGUGUGUAACUUGAUGAUCUUCGACACUCGAAAAACAGCCAGACAACCCAAUUGCUACCUAUUUUACUGUCCCAGUGAGGAAGCCUGUCCACUGAAACCAGCAAAGGGACUGAUGACUUACAGGAUAAUUAGAGAUUUCCCGUCUUUGGCCCGCACUGAUUUGCCAAGCCAAGAGUUAGCCCAAGAAGGUCCUCUCUUCCGUGGCCGGUCUUCACAAGCAGUCACCCCCACGGCCCCUCCUGUGACAGGUGAUUCGAAGCCCACUGGUGUCGCGUGGAGAGAGGCAUUUUCUCAGAAGUUGGGGUCCUCAGAUCACUCAGAGAAACUACUCAAGAUGGAUCAAGCGGGUCCACCGUUCCCUGUUUAUAAAGAAAAAGGCCGUUCUCAGAGUUCACGAUUUACCUCAGAACAACAAAUAGCUCAUGUGUUGCCUGAAAAUGUGACAGCAUUCCUCACGACAGGGGCCAAGGCUUCCCUCCACGCCAUCUCCGCCACUCCGGAGCCCACGCUCCUCCCCGCCGCCAGUGUGCCAGUGACACCUUCUGUGACUUCCCAACCACAGGAGCCCACCUCAGCUCGACCUGUAGCAAGGCUCACAUCUCAGCCUCCCACAGUCCUCAUUCCUACAAUUUUGACACAUGCUGUGGUGACACCGCAAGCUGGCCUGACCACAACGGCAGCUCCGAUGACCGUCUCUCAGGCACCCACGGCUCUGACGGGCCCACGAGACACGGUGCCCUCUAGAGAAAUGUCCACCCCAACUCUGAACACAGAGGCUGCCCAUAGCCCUGCCACACCACCUUUGUCCGAUGUGGGUUCUUCCACUACGAAUGCCACUGCUUCCCAGGGAAAUGGGAAGGCCAGUCCAGGUGGUUCUUCCCUGAGCAGUGUUCCCCGAAGUCUACACGGCCUUGCCUUUGAAAAGUGGCUCCUCACUGGGACCCUGCUCUUUGGUGUUCUGUUUCUCGCCAUCGGCCUUGUCCUCCUGGGUAGGAUGCUCUCCGAGUCCCUCCGCAGGAAACGUUACUCGAGACUCGAUUAUUUGAUCAAUGGGAUCUAUGUUGACAUCUAAGGACGAAACUCGAUGUCUCUUAAUUCGUAUAGUUCCUAGUGGGCCAAACACAGUGAGUUUCUGCUGACUCGCUGAUCUUAGCAGGAUUUUUUGAAGUAUUUUGAAGACAGGCCAAUGCCCUCUGCCAUUUUCUUUUUGCUUGUUUUUUGAGGAGAAGCGGGGAAAGGAAAUAAAUAGGUAAUUUGAGUGAUCUGUCUCUAAAAUAUUAUCUGAAAACAAGCUCCCCCCAAAGUAAUAAAGUAUAAUUGCCAUAUAAAUUGGAAAAUGACUGGCUUUUUGCAAGGAAAACUGGGUAAGACUUCUAGGCUCCGGUUCGUUAAUAUUUCUGGUUCCAGAUAAAGUCAACUGUUUAUGAUAUUAAUUCUCAUAGAUUUACUUUCCUUUUUAUAUGAAUUCCAAUAAAACUUAUUCCAGAUGUAUUUCCUUCCAAUUAAAUAUUUGAAUAAAUCUUUUGUUACUCAGUAAUGUUCUUGUAAGUGACACAUCCAGCUGGAUAACUUUCAGUUUAUUCCCACCAGCAAAAUGAUUAAAUGGUGAAAAUAUGUGUUCUAAGUUAAAAUGAUAAAAACCCCCCGCCCCCCUUUUCCCAUCAAUGAGCAAAGAGAUUCCUUUGGGAGAAUUCUAGCAGACAAUUAGCCUACAUGGAGUCGAUGAUAAGUCAGUUCUGAUAAAUGGCCAAAUCUACUUGGGGUCUGUUCUGGUUCACUAUUCCCCCGCACCCCCCCGCAAAAGUAAUAAAGGCAUUUUCUAAACUUUA